Molecule: messenger RNA, 1430 nt
Organism: Stegostoma tigrinum
Lineage: Eukaryota; Metazoa; Chordata; Chondrichthyes; Orectolobiformes; Stegostomatidae
Product: probable G-protein coupled receptor 139
Exons: 2
Coding region: 81-1127 (348 amino acids)
Biological process (GO): G protein-coupled receptor signaling pathway
Cellular component (GO): membrane
Molecular function (GO): G protein-coupled receptor activity
Source: RefSeq, a predicted model, not a curated record
CAGCCCUCGUAUUUACAGACUGCAGAGGGAUAGAGUUGGUAGAACAGAAUUCGCCUUUAAUCGAUUUGACAGCUAAUGCAAUGAACAGGAGUUUGAUCGGUUCUCUCUACACUAUUUCUACAUAUUAUGAAACGCUACAAUGGCAAUGGUGGAUCUCUUGCAUACUUCACGUUAUUCAAGCUGGCUACUAUCCUGUUCUGGCUCUCGUUGGAGUUCCAAGUAACCUACUGACUAUUGUCAUCCUAUCCCGGAACAACUGGGGUCUCUCCAAGAGUGUGACAUGCUAUCUCCUGGCCAUGGCAGUGGCAGAUCUGUUGGUAAUUGUCUUCGACCUGAUAUUGAGACACAUUCCAAUUGUUUACAAGGAGCAUUUCCGUUUCCUGUACUAUGUACCCACGUGCAACAUUCACGCAAUCCUGCUUUAUGCAUCCACUGACUGUUCUGUCUGGUUCACUGUCACUUUCACUUUUGAUCGCUUUGUGGCAAUUUCUUCCCAGACACUGAAAAGUAAAUAUUGCACCAGGAAAACUGCAGCAGUGGUUCUGGGAACAGUGUCUCUGCUGAGCUUUUCAAAGAAUAUCACCCAAUAUUUCAUGUUAACAGGUAGAUACAUUUUAGUGAACGCUCCAUGGUUUUGUGGUGUAUCAUUUGCUGUUCAGUAUUCUCUUGUUUGGAUGACAGUCGAUAUUCUCAAUUACGUUCUCACACCCUGCGCCCCAUUUGUCCUAAUUCUGCUGCUCAACGUUAUGACGGUGAGACAGAUUUUAAUGACAAGCAAAGUACGCAAGAGACUUCGAGCUCACAAAAAUGUGGAAAAUGCAGAAGACUCAGAGUUAGACAACCGGAGGAAAUCUAUCAUUUUACUGCUGCUUAUAUCAGUGAACUUCAUACUGUUAUGGGCAGUAUUAAUUACAUUUUCUAUGUGGAGACGUGUGUGUUUCCUUUUGAAUCUGAUUGUCACUCAUGAGUACUUUAUCCAGGAUUUGGGCUUCAUGCUUCAGCUCCUCAGUUGUUGCACAAAUACUUAUAUUUAUGCUGUGACACAGACAAAGUUCAGAGAAGCGUUGAGGAAACUUCUUUCACAUUUAUUUUUCCCAUUUAUUAAACACAUUAAAUCGAGCGAAUAACAGAAUUACUGAAAAAUAAAGUGUCUCUGCGAUUGUUUUGCCUUUAUUGCCUAAUCUGCUUCUGGAGUGAGUGGCAUUUAGGCGUGCAAUUCUGAUGUCAUGGCAAGCAAUGCUAUGGACCAAGUGGUGGAAAAUGUGAUUACAUGUUUGUUUGGCUGUUUUCGCUGAGCGUGGAUACGAUAGGCUGAAAGAUAUCUUUCUGUGCUGUAGGUACAUAUGGCUCUUGUUAGAGAGACAGGGUGGUAUUUGUUCUGAACGGAGACUGAGGAAAUUUUUAAAUCACUGAGCCCUUGUUUCCAGUCC